Molecule: messenger RNA, 4106 nt
Organism: Microstroma glucosiphilum
Lineage: Eukaryota; Fungi; Basidiomycota; Exobasidiomycetes; Microstromatales; Microstromataceae
Exons: 1
Coding region: 356-4018 (1220 amino acids)
Source: RefSeq, a predicted model, not a curated record
CCCGCACCACGACCACGACUGCCGCUUCCGCCUUGCAGGGCAUGAGCACGUCCCCGAGUCAGUUCAGACCCUCAUCGUUCCUGCUUAGCUGCUUCACAUUCCACUCGCUCCCCAUCGAAGCAACAGGACCAUCGGCGCGGCGGCAAGCCACUGCCAGAUCAAGUUGCUCUGCCUCUGCCCUGCCUCAUGGUUUGAACAGCUCGCUCAGCUCGACUCAGCAUUGCUUGCUGCGCACGCUAGCUACCGAAAGACCCUUGCUAGCCAGCCUAGAUUUACACAUAUAGAAUGCAGGCAGGGUUGCCUCUGCAUCACAUACCACGUUUGUAGCCUAUACGGCCUGCAGUAGGAGCUCGCCAUGUCUUCGCUCCUCCCUUUCCACUUUGGGCAUCGGUCAGCAUACUUUGCCGUCGAGGUCACCUUACACGAGCUUCAAGAUGUUCCACUAAUAUCAGGGCGCUUUCAGGCCAAGUGGAGAGUCAGGAAUCCUCAUCAGUACUCUGCUCAUCUCUCUUACACUAGCGGAGGCGGCGCGGGUAGUGGGACCUCUACACCAGCCGGCUCACAACUCGCCAGAAUCUUUCACAAGGACAUCCAGGAGGCUGGAAAGCAGACUGACCAGCACGGAGAUGACCACUCUGUCCAUUCACGGCAGGACGACGCUUCCUCGGGCAUCUACAAUGAUGAAGAGGCCCACGGGGCACAUCAGUCCUCCUCGAAUUUCCUCUCAGGCAUAUUCCAUCGUCGCCAGCGUAAAGAACAACAGCACCCUGACAGCCCCCAUCACUCUACGGGAGCUCCCGGGCGAAGCUCCUUUGACACCGAGCAAAGCGGCUCACCACGGAAGGAUACCUCGACGGGGCGGUCUAGAGAAAUUCAGCACGGCAACAACCAACAUCUCAGUGACGCAGCCAGUGGUAGUAUGAUACCAAGUAACUUUCAUGCUGAGCCCAGGGGCGCAAGUGAAUGGGAGGAAGUUGAUGAGCACUCUGUCAAGUGGGGACGAAGCUUUCAUUCCGGCAUUCGAGUAGCCAUAGACAAGACCAAGGCUGGGGCUCAACAACCGCAAGGCUCCAGUGCGGACUCAGGAUACGACAGCAAGGGUCUGCGUAGCCGGUCUUCUCAUCGUGAUCUGCGUUCGCAAGAGGAUAAGGAGGAGCCGGCUCUGUGGGGACUGCUGGGCAACUCCGAGCUCAAGGUGACCAUACGACAGGAUGUUCAAACAGAUUCGCAUAGCUCCAGCGAUGCAGCGCCGUUGGGUGUAGUCGUCCUCAAUCUUGCAGAGUAUGCUCCCUGCCCACAAACGGCAGCACACACGCACCUGCCCCAUCAGCAUCACAGCCACGAUCACCAUCAUUCUCAUCAUCACCAUCAGCAUCAUCAUCAUCACCAUCAGCACAACCACCAGCAUAGCCAGCACUCUACCAGCACUCUGCCACCCCCUCUUCCACAAUUGCGACGACAGGAGACGCGGCGGUAUCUUCUGCAAGAAAGCAAGACAAAUGCCAGUCUAAAAAUCAGCAUCAAGAUCACGCACAUAGGGGGAUCGCGCGAGUACACUGUCCCGCCCAUCAGACGUGGACUGGUGAUGGGGGGACUGAGGUCGGAAUCAGAGCAGCUCCUUAAGCACUCUCGAGGCAAUGACUCCGAGAGUGAGCAGAGUGGCUCGCACAAUGAGUCCAAGACACUCCAGCGGGAGCCCUCUUCGGCCUCAAUACGCCAUUUCUCUGAUAGAAGAAGUCAAAAGGAGAGCUCAACCCUCGAUAAGCUUGCUGCUGGUAGCAAGUCGACACGCAUCCCGUCCAAGAACCUGAAGAAUGGUGGGUCAAAGAAGGAAAGGUAUGUUUCUCAUCAUUCUUCUAGUACCGCACCAGUCUCUUCCUGGAAUGCACUGUCUGUCUCUGGCAAGGGCAGGAAGCGUGCUCAACUACAGAGCUUGGCUUUUGCAUUUUCUGGAUCGGGCAAUUGGGAAAGAGAUCCCUCCGAGGUGAUCGACGCAAUCUUUGCAGCGCACACGACAGCAGAUGGCAAGUCCGCAGGUGAGCCAAGGAAGCCCAAAAGCAAACCGACGGGUCUCUCUGCGGAGCCUAUGCAUAGGUCCUCGUCUCAGUACAGCCAUCGCAGCACGUCCACCCAUGGCAAUGACAAGGCAUCUCUUGCAUCGCGGCGGCAGAGCGGCGGCAGUAUCAUCAGGCCUCUUGUGACCAAGAGUCUGAGCUCGUCUCCUAGCACCUCGCUUGCCCAGCUCUCGCCCAUCAAGAGGCUGAGGCCGAGCACCACGAGCUCAGUCGCUUCUUCCAGUGCCGCCCCUCCCAGUCCUUCUCUUCGGCCGGACGCAAAGGAAGAGUCCGGCACUGCUACUCCAGAGCGCUCGCAGCAGCGAAUCAAGUGGGAUACCCGUCAAACCGAUGCAAGUCCAGCACCAGACGGAAGCUCUAGCGCGAUGGCGAAUGCAUCAGACUCACCCGGACCACAUCGCAGAGCAAGCGACGACGCAUUGGCCAGCCGAGGGGAUGGGGAUCGCAAUCGGCCCACGUCUGCCUCUGCCCAGUCUUCUCCGCUACAGCGUCGUUCAGCGCUAUCCAAGGACUCGAGUGAUGGCUCCUUUUCUGGCUCCACGCCGGAUGCCUUGUCUCCGUCCGCGUCGACUAUCAUGCAGGAUGAGGCUACACCGAUGCCGUCCAGGGUGACCAGUGUGGCACUAGCCAAAUACAGGCAGGGUCUGCAAGCAGGCAAAGGAGAUCAAGAAACAGAUGACGGAGGAAGCGAGGCGGGUGAGACGGUUGUUGGGCAAGACUCGAGACCAGGGCGAAUCAAGAAGAAGAAGAGCAAAGGCUUGAUUGGUAUCAGACCUAGUGAUGCAGAGAAGAUGGGGUUCAAGGGAGCGGGAUGGAAGAGUAGCGGCCUCAGAGUCGGGUUUGCGCUCGGAGACAACGACGACGUUAGCAGAGGUCGCUGGGCAAAGAGCUCUGCGCCUGCUAUCCCUGAAAGGGACGAGUCCCCCAAAGGCACCAAAGACGAGGAGAGCGCUCAGGAGAAGCAAGAGCGGAGAUCGCCGCCUUCGCCACGAGGAGGGGGGCGGAUGGAUGAUGCACGAGAGGCAGGAGAGGAAGAAGAGCCAGACUCGCCAGUCCUGGCUCUGAGGUCUUCUCUUUCACCCUACGUCGAAGCACGGCUGGGUCGUCCGCGUUCCAAGGUGGGUCUGCGGUCUACUUCAGUGGGCUCUACGCCCAAAGGCUUCGCCCGAUCUUCCAUGGAAACCGUCUCCGCCUUCUCUACCUCUGCUACUGGUGGCCCAGGACCACACGUCCUGCAGGGUCAGAAUCCCUUGCCGUCGCGCAUCAGCAAUUCGGACAAGGACAAUGACGUGCCGGCUCUCAUCCCUGGAGCGGCGCCAACCAAAUUUGCGCCCGAGACCGGCGAUGCAGGAGAGAAUGACGGUGUGGGUUACGACAGUAGGAGGAGCAGCGCUGCAACCGGCAGUGGGGCAAGUGGCAGAGCGAGCUCGUCGGAGCAACACGAUGGACAAGCAGAGAAGAGCGAGACGGGUCCUGCCACCGCCUUGGCCCCCGUGCCCGUCUGGGCCGAUGCACAGACGGAGCUCGAGGCCCAAUUCGACAAGCGCGGCGUCUACGCUCUCCUCUCGCCUCCACCGUUGCCCCGAGCCAAAUCCUAUUUCAGCAAGGAGAACGCUACUGCUGCCAAUGCAUCGGCUGCUGGGUCAUCUGCUGCGGAGAGCAAAUCUCCAACUUCUUCCCUUCACUCGGGCGUUGCAAUCGGAAGAGGUCGAGAGCGCGCCCUCUCGAUUACUUCUGGGGCCUCAACGGCACGCAGUACCCUCCUCGAUAGGCCGGAUGGUGUUCCUGCACCCGCUGCCUUUGUCAUUCGGCAGAUGGAGGAGGAGCAGGAAAAGUUUCGAUUAGAGCAACAGAAGCGGCGGGAAGAGGGUGGUUUGCAGAGCAAGAAGAAGGAGAAGGAGAAGGAGAAGAAGGAAAAGAAGGGAUGGAUGAUGAGGGGCUGAAGCGGUGGCUCGUGGAAAGAGUUCUGAUAUCAAUCCGUCAUGUAUUAUUUGCUCGUAGCCUGGUCAAUAGAGCAUUCUUUUGCCCAUU